Messenger RNA from Macadamia integrifolia, 1394 nucleotides. RefSeq lists its product as uncharacterized. Bases 376 to 1239 code for a protein of 287 amino acids. The record is from RefSeq and is a predicted model, not a curated record. Lineage: Eukaryota; Viridiplantae; Streptophyta; Magnoliopsida; Proteales; Proteaceae. The transcript is spliced from 2 exons.
GAAUUUGAGGGUCUUAUUCCUUUCCUUUUUUUGGAUUUUUUAUUCACAAAGAAGAGGAACAAAGAACUCGAUUGGCUCUCUAGCUCAGUUCUUGGAAUCAUAAAUGGCAUCUGGGUUUUAUUUAUUGGAUCAAACGGUCGAUCAUUUGGAAAAUUGGACCCCAGUUCUUAUCUCAUCAUCUUCUCAAUCGAGUGAUUCGAGUCUUCUCAUCUCAAUGUAAACACCUAAACUGUCCCUGUUGUGUGGGUGAAGAUUGAAGAAGCUUCUUUUCCCAGUUCUCACUUCUCUUGUUGUCCUUCCCUGCUCGCCUCUCUCUCUCUCUCUCUCCUCCUCUGAGAUGCUGUUUGAAUUAGAGCAGGCAAGUGAGCUUUUCUCAUGGACUCCAUCCCCAUAAAUCUCUCACCUCGAAUCUCUGUUUACAGUCGCCUAAGCCCAAUUAUUGUUCAUUCGAACAACAUAUCUGUAUCGUUAUUCAAUGUCAACAAAUUUAAGAAGUACAAGAACUGUUCUAUAUCUGCUUCAUAUAUACCUGAUCAGUGGAGUUUUACCAACAGAUCGAAGAAGGAUUGCCAAAAUAACGGGCCACCCCUUAACCCUUUUUGGUUUUUGCUUCAUCUUGUAAAGGGCAUCAGAGACUUUGCUGCUUCGGUGGAGAAAUGGGCUUCUGGUAUGAGAGGAAUUGGGCAACAGGAGAGAGUGCCGGAGGGAUGGGACGGCGAGUGCUUGCAGUGUGGAGGGAUCGGGGUUGCUCUUAUGAGUGUUACUUCCACGGCCAAGCUUCGUAUCAGUCCUUUCGUGGCGACACUAGCGGCUAACCCAACUUUCGUAUCAGGUCUUUUGGCUUGGAUGAUAGCUCAGUCGACAAAGGUGUUCUUGAACUUUUUUGUGGAGAGGAAAUGGGAUUUUAGGAUUUGUUUUGCUUCUGGUGGUAUGCCUUCCUCUCACUCGGCCUUGUGUACUGCCCUUACGACUUCGGUGGGACUCUGCCAUGGGGUGGCCGACUCACUCUUUCCUGUUUGUUUGGGGUUCAGUCUCAUUGUCAUGUAUGACGCGAUUGGAGUUCGUCGCCACGCUGGGAUGCAAGCAGAGGUCCUUAAUAUGAUCAUUCAGGACUUGUUUCAGGGGCAUCCUAUCAGUAAAAGGAAGCUGAAGGAGUUACUUGGUCACACCCCAUCACAAGUCCUUGCCGGAGCUCUUCUAGGCAUGUUGGUUGCUUGCAUCUGUUGUCAGGUAGCUUAGUUGCUACCUAGGUUGCUGCAGCAGGUACUUCCACAAGAUCUGUAUCAAUGUUGUGAAACUCAAAUUACAUCUCUUGGUUCAAUGGGAUACUUCUGUUGAGCUCAUGUACUUCAUAAUUCUUUUGAGAAUCAAUUAUGUUUUACAAGGUUGACUUC